CACGUGACCGUGAGCACGGUGUCCUCGGUGGCUGGGGAAGGAGGCGGAGGCGGGCGCGGCUGCCCCGAGGCUUCGGCCCCUUCCCCGGCCCCUGCAGCCGCCUCCGCCCCCGCAGCUUCUCCUCCCGGGACCGGUAAAGGGAUUGAUCUGUGAUCACUACUUGGAUGAAUAUGAACAUUUCUUAGGAGACCCGAAUUUUAAAUCUCUAUAAAUGAAUAAACAUAUUCAAUAUAAUUUGGAGUGAUGCUCAAAUUCCAAGAAGCUGCCAAGUGUGUGAGUGUAUCAACAGCUGUUUCCACUCACUCAAAGACUUUGAUUGCAAGGAGAUACGUGCUUCAGCAGAAACUUGGAAGUGGAAGCUUUGGAACAGUUUAUCUGGUUUCAGAUAAGAAAGCAAAACCAGGAGAAGAAUUAAAGGUUUUGAAGGAAAUCUCUGUUGGAGACCUGAAGCCAAAUGAAACAGUUCAGGCCCAUUUGGAAGCCCAGCUCCUCUCCAAGCUUGACCACCCAGCCAUCGUCAAGUUUCAUGCCAGCUUUGUGGAACGAGAUAACUUCUGCAUCAUCACUGAGUACUGUGAGGGUCGAGAUCUGGACUGUAAAAUUCAGGAGUACAAAGAAGCCGGAAACACCUUUCCUGAAAGCCAGAUAAUAGAAUGGUUUAUCCAGCUGUUACUGGGAGUUGACUACAUGCAUGAAAGGUACCGUUGCCAGCCUCUGAGAAUACUCCAUAGAGACCUAAAAGCAAAGAAUAUUUUUUUGAAAAAUAAUCUACUUAAAAUUGGGGAUUUUGGAGUUUCACGACUUUUAAUGGGAUCGUGUGACCUGGCCACAACUUUCACGGGGACACCUUACUACAUGAGCCCAGAAGCGCUGAAACAUCAAGGUUAUGACACCAAGUCUGACAUUUGGUCACUGGCAUGCAUUUUGUAUGAACUCUGCUGCUUGAAUCAUGCUUUUACUGGUCACAAUUUCUUGUCCAUUGUUUUAAAAAUUGUUGAAGGUGAAACACCUUCUCUUCCUCCAAGAUAUCCACAGGAACUGAAUGUCAUCAUGCAAAGCAUGUUGAACAAGAGUCCUUCACUGAGACCGUCAGCAAUAGAAAUUUUAAAAAUCCCUUACCUUGAUGAACAACUAAAGCUCAUGAUGUGUAAAUAUUCCAACAUGACUCUGGAAGACAAGAACUUGAACUGUCAGAAGGAAUCAGCUCAUCUCAUUAAUGCUGUGCAGAGGAAGAUCCAUCUCCAGACCCUGCGGGAGCUGUCUGAAGUACAGAAAAUGACUCCGCGAGAGAGGAUGAGACUAAGGAAGCUGCAUGCGGCUGAUGAGAAAGAAAAGAAGCUGAAGAAAUUAGCUGAAGAAAAAUACAAGGAGAACACCAAGCGAAUGCAGGAACUGCGAUCCCGGAAUGUUCCACAGUCGAGCAUUGAGGUGCUCCGUGAAUCUGAUGAACAGGCUUCAGGACACCUGACUGAAUCUGAGCCAAAUGAAGAAGAGAUGCUGGCAGAGCUUUCCCUGACUUAUUCUCAGCCAGUCGCCUCUCAGAGCUCUGCAGGACAGGAGCCAAACCAAGGGGAAACUUCAAAUCCACUGUCCACAUAUGAACUGGAAGAUCAUGAGAUCCCAGAAGAUCCCUUAGAAGCUGAAGAGUAUUAUGUGGAGGUCUUUGAUUCCUGUUCUGAAGCAAGUGAGAAGGAUGAAAUAGAAGAAGUGAUCGAGGUGGAGGAAGAGGAGGAAGAAGUGGUGGAGGAGGUGGUGGAGGAGAUGGUGGAAGAGGAGGAGGAGCUGGAGGAGGAAAAAGCAGAGAGCACAUAUAGGACCAGUCAUCAGUGGCUGCUUGUAACUGGACCACCGCUUUGUCACAACAAUGAUUAUCCCGUCCUUCCUCCUAAUGCCUUUGAAUGCAUUAGCUGUGAAAGCAGAGCUAGAGCGGGCGUCGCUUGCACGGAUGCUGGGAUGAAAAUGAGAAGAUGUCUGGGAAACCUCUGUAAACCGUAAAAAUGCUGCACAGAUAGAAGUCCCUAGUUCUAAUUGGAUUGUGGCCCAUUAAGAGAGAUCCAUCAGGCUGAUUCAUGCUCCCGAGAGAGGGCUAACGUAUAUGGGGGAAAUGUAAACUUCAUCCACCCACAGCUAAGUGAAAGUCAGUCAGUGUGGGCCAGUACCCAGCAAGGCUUCCCCCAAUCCAAAGGACCUAAACUUUGGAGCACAGAGGAGUGGUCCUCCUUUAUAUACUCAGUUGUAUUCAAUUUGUCCUUUAAUCACUUAACCUGAGGGGCAGUGAGGUGGUGCAAUGGACAGAGCACCAGGGCUGGAGACAGGAAAAGCUGAGUUCAUAUGUCGCUUCAGACUCUUCCUAGCUGCGUGACCCUGAGCAAGUCACUUCUCCCUGUUGGCCUCAGUUUCUUCAUCUGUAUAAUGAACCAGAGAAAGAAAGGGCAAACCGCUCUAGGAUCUUUGCCCAGAAAACCCCAAAUGGGAUCAUGAAGGGUCAGGCACAAUCAAAACAACUGAAUGACAAAAAUGAUGACUUGGGACCUGAUAAAGAGCAACGUUAUUAGUGGAUCAGGCAGCAUCGUCCAUAGCAUGUUGGACUUGGCGUCAUGAAAGCUCGAGUUCCAAACCUGCUUUUGGGGACAGCUAGGUGACUCAGUGGAUGGAGAGCCCGAGCCAGAAACGGAAGGUUUAAAUUGGACUUCAGACAGACAGUUCUUAGCUGACUGACACUGGGCAAAUCACCUAACCCCCUUUGCUUAGCCCUUAUUGCUUUAUUGCCUUGGAAUUGGAAAGUAUUGAUUCUAAGAUGGAAGAUAAGGAUUUUUUUUAAAUCCUGCUUUAGGCUCUUACUAGGUACAAGUGUGGGCAAAUCAUAGUUAUCUCAUCUGUAAAAUGGACAUUAAAAUAGCACCUGGUCAAAUAAAAUAAAUUAAAAUUAAAUAAAACAAAAAAAUUAAAUACCACCCCUUAUAGUUCUUUUGGGGAACCUGUGUAAAGUGCUUUGCAAACCUUCAACACUAUGCAAAUCUUUUCUAGUUACUAUUAGUAUGACUUUCCCUUCCCAAUAUUAUUUAUGUGGGAGAGAAUUUACUGGGGAAUUCACUACAAGAUUAGUUUUUGGAGUAGUGGAAAAACACAAGCUUGGUCUAGUAGAAAAAAGGGACCUGCUUGAAAUCCAAAAACCUGUGUUUAAAUCCUAGCUUUGAUUCUUCCUAACUGUGUAACGAUCAUUUAGUGCCCCAAAGAACUCGCUCCCCAAGACUGUUCAUUUAGAGGACAAUUGCUGGUUCACUAUUGGGAGGAAUGUGUGGUGUUUCCCCCUAGGACACUCUGAAACCAAGGAAAAUACAAGUAUCUUGUUUUCUGCUGAUGAAUCCUGAAGACUGGCCAGAGAAAUUCCAUUUUGCUCUUUCCUUCAUGAGAUUCAGUUUUAGCUUCUCUCAUUUUUUUCAUCCAGUUCUUCCAGUGUUGGUUCAGUGAGCUCCCAGCCAUCCAGAGUAGCUUUCUUGCUUCUUUUUACUUUUAUAUAGACCGAAAAGCACUCCUUUCUGAAGAAGAGAUUUUCACAAGGUAGAGAAAUGAACCGAAUUCAAAUCAAUUCAGUAAGCAUUUUUAAAACACUUACUAUGUGCCAGACUCUGGGGACAAAGACAAGAAUGAAAGGAUGCCCAAAAGUUGUUGUAUAUUAAAGGAUUCCCUUUGGGAAAUGAAACUUUUUUCUCUUACAUUCUUUAGGAAAAAUAACUCUCGAAUUUCAUGUUCUCUGAUCAUUCUUCAAUCGACCAUUAGCCUGAGAUUAUAUAAAGCAACAACUAAGAAGUGAAAUGUUGGAGUGGAGAAGAUUGAUUAGGACUUGAGGAGGCUCUCCAGAUUGCUGGAACUGAAUGGAUUUUAGCUCCUAAAAAAAUCCAUUGCGGCAUGCUGGCAUGAUUACAUUAUGAUGUGGCUUCAUCAGCCUCAUUGGUUUUCCUUCUCAUCCUUUAAGUUUUUAAACCCCCAUCCAGAAUCUGGAAGAUUCUGUUGCUAAAACAUCAAAAAAACAACCACAUAAAAAAACCCCACAACCCAAUCCAACCUCUCCAGCCUGCUCUAAAGAGGAAAGGAAGCUGCAGUUGGCUUUGACUAAUAUAGAACAAAUGAGACAUGGACAGUGAACUCAGUCUGACAGUCUGCUCUCAGUGACUCAGAAUUCAGGGACCAAUGUGUGGUUGGGGGUGUUUGUCUACAGCCCUGUUUUGCAGAGACGGGGCUCUGGUUUUUCUUUCCCCAUUGCAUGUCCCUAAAACCUCUCUCUCUUUAGUGAUAGAUCAUAAGACCCUGGGCUCGAGAGCAGUCCCAUUAUUAUAUGGUUCUGGGCUAAUGAGCAGCUCACAUCUUUUUCAUGAAUUAUGAAUUAAUCAGGGAUAAUCAGGGACCUUGGCAUCGAAUGAAACAAAGCUCUUGGAUUAAAACAGAAGAGGUGUUUCUGAACAUAAAGCCAUGGGAUAAGGACACCUUAAGCUUCAGCCUCAUUUUCUGUGUAUUGGAGAACUUUGACAAAAUUUGUUUAGAGAAAGGGGAAUCAGGAAUAGAGUAGUGCCUGGAGUAUGCAACUAAACAAACAAACAAACAAAUAAAUAGAAAUAAAAUGAAUAUAAUGUAAAUAAGCAAUAAACAAUGUAAA
Messenger RNA from Monodelphis domestica (gray short-tailed opossum), 4654 nucleotides. RefSeq names its product NIMA related kinase 11 (gene NEK11). NCBI's taxonomy places the organism in Eukaryota, Metazoa, Chordata, Mammalia, Didelphimorphia, Didelphidae. The record is from RefSeq and is a predicted model, not a curated record. Gene Ontology annotation, molecular function: protein kinase activity; ATP binding. Gene Ontology annotation, biological process: protein phosphorylation.